ACGGGGGUGUGGUGCAGAUCCCUACUGGAGCGACGUCGGACGCGCCGGAUCUUCUUCAAGGAACCAUGUCGAGGCAAGAAGCAGACGCCAACGCCUCCUCGUGGGUCGUUGCGACCCGACGAGGCUCGGCAGUGUCCCGGGCUCCAGAAAGGCCGACGGAGGAUUCAAAUCGAAGAGGUCAGGGGGUCCCUAAGGGCGGCAGAGGUGGCGGCUGGAGGAAUUCGUCUGGUCUCCCGCAGCCUGUGGCGCCUGGUGCCCGCGAACCGCCGCUCUGCUUUGGAUUGAAGAACAUGUGGGUCGGCGCUGUGAUCGGUCGUGGUGGGUCAAAAAUAAAAGACAUACAAAGUACAACAAACACAAAAAUACAGAUAAUAAAAGGUUAUCCUGAUGCACAGGUCAGGAUAUUCGGUAGCAAGGGCAUGAAGGCCAAGGCCAAAACAGCGAUAGAUAAUGUUGUUAAACAACAAGAAAGUUACAGUUUAAAGCCUAGAAUUGAUAUUGUUGCAUUCCAACCUUCUGUUGGAAGAGAUUUAAGGACAGAGGGUAAUAGUACAGAGAAUCAGCCAUUGAUUGAUUGGGAUCAAAUUCGAGAAGAUGCUUUGAAAUGGAAAAAGAAAAAGUGGGAAGACUUACCUGCAAUUAAGAAAAAUUUUUACAAGGAGUCAGAAGCAACAAGUUCAAUGUCACAAGAGCAAGUAGAAAGUUGGAGGAAAGAAAAUUAUAAUAUAAUGUGUGAUGACUUGAAAAAUGGUCAGAAGCGUCAGAUACCAAAUCCUACCUGUACUUUUGAGGACGCCUUUAAACAUUACCCUGAGGUUAUGGAAAACAUUAAAAAGGCAGGUUUCAGGAAGCCGACACCAAUUCAGUCACAGACAUGGCCAAUAGUCCUACAAGGAAUAGAUCUUAUAGGAGUAUCCCAAACUGGAACAGGGAAGACAUUGUCCUACCUAAUGCCUGGAUUCAUCCAUCUCGAUUUACAGCCUGUAAUUAGAGAAAAAAGGAACGGACCCGGAAUGUUAGUCCUUAUACCCACUAGGGAAUUAGCUCUUCAAGUACAAGCGGAAUGUUCUAAGUAUUCAUAUAAAGGCCUUAAAAGUGUUUGUAUAUAUGGUGGAGGAGAUAGAAAUGGUCAGAUACAAGAACUGAAAAAAGGAGUAGAUAUUAUUAUUGCAACUCCUGGAAGACUGAAUGAUCUACAAAUGAAUAACUUUGUCGACCUCAGAAGCAUAACUUACUUGGUAUUAGAUGAAGCUGACAAGAUGCUAGACAUGGGAUUUGAACCCCAGAUAAUGAAGAUUUUAUUAGAUGUGCGCCCUGACAGGCAGACAAUUAUGACAAGUGCAACGUGGCCAUAUGCUGUCCGUCGACUUGCACAGUCUUAUUUAAAAGAGCCCAUGAUUGUAUACGUUGGUACUUUGGACCUAAUUGCAGUAAGUACGGUGAAACAAAACAUAAUUGUCACCACAGAAGAAGAGAAGCGAUCUCAUAUCCAAACUUUUCUAGAAAACAUGUCUCCCAAAGACAAAGUCAUCGUGUUUGUUAGUAGAAAAGCUGUUGCCGAUCACUUAUCAAGUGACCUGAUCCUGCAACAUAUAUCAGUGGAGUCCCUUCACGGCAACAGAGAACAGAAAGACCGAGAGAAAGCAUUAGAAAACUUUAAAACAGGUAAAAUAAGAAUACUGAUUGCCACAGACUUAGGAUCUCGAGGUCUUGAUGUCCACGACAUCACACAUGUUUAUAAUUAUGAUUUCCCCCGGAACAUUGAAGAAUAUGUACAUAGAGUAGGCCGCACAGGAAGGGCAGGGAAGACUGGAAUGUCUGUUACCCUCAUCACUAGAAAUGACUGGAGGAUCGCUGGUGAGUUAAUUAACAUUCUGGAAAGAACACAUCAGAAUGUCCCAGAUGAACUUAUGGCAAUGGCCGAGAGAUACAAGGCAAAUAAACUGAGAAGAGAAAUGGAAAAAUUGGGAAAACCCCAAGGAAAACCUAAGAAAUGUUAUUACUAAUGUCCUUGUU
Lynx canadensis (Canada lynx) is the source of this 2016-nucleotide messenger RNA. RefSeq names its product DEAD-box helicase 43 (gene DDX43). Bases 66 to 2006 code for a protein of 646 amino acids. The record is from RefSeq and is a predicted model, not a curated record. The transcript has 16 exons. Lineage: Eukaryota; Metazoa; Chordata; Mammalia; Carnivora; Felidae. Gene Ontology annotation, molecular function: ATP binding; RNA helicase activity; RNA binding.